AUGAAUACAAAUGAAUUGGUCGAGUAUUAAUAAAAAGUAGAGGCAUAUAUAAAAGAGCACAAAAUGACUGACUUAUUUGAAAAUCUUACAAGAUUAUUAGUACUUUCAAAACCAUAGGAUCCUGUGACAUUCUUAAUAGAUAUUCUUGAAAAUAGAAGAGUGCAACGGCUUAUCCUAGUAACUGGUGUGGUUACUACAACAAGAUAAGAAAUAGUAGUAUCUCUUGCUAAUAUGUUCAAUUACAAAGUUAUAACAGUAGAGGAUCACUUUAAAUCUCAUUGGAUAAAUGAUGAUUAAGUAAAUCAAUUCAUUCUUGCAGAAUUAAAAAAAACUGAGAAACACUUCAGAGGAAUCAUAAUAUCUGGGUAUCCUAAUAAUAUCAAAUAAGCAUAUUAUUUAUAAUCAAUGGGAAUUAUACCAGAGAGGUAAAAAUAUGAAUUCAUUUUAGGCUAUUUUAUUUAGAGAGUGAUUUAGAUUUUUGUAGACAAUAUUAUGAAUAAAUAUCUUAAUCUUAAGAGGAAGUGACUAAGGCAUUAACUAGAGAUAGAUUGAAUAAGAAAGAUUUAGAAUAUAUCUAUGGAUCUUAUAUGGAUAUAUUUAAUACAUCAAAAAGGACUAAAGAAGAUAUUAUUGAAAAUAUCAAAUAGAUUAUUCGUUUGAGAGAUAGAAAGUUUCCUCCUCUUCGUUUUCCUAGGGUAGCAAUUAUACGCCCUCCUGGUUUAAAAGAAAGAGCAACUUAAUUAGCAUAAAUAUUUAGUAAAAGAUAUGGUUUAGUAUAACUUAUUACUUUUGAUAUGAUUCAAUAAUAAAUUCAUAAUAAAGGAGUUUUGGGUCCUUUAAUUUAUAAUACACUUCAAAAAGAAGAAGAAAUAUCUAAUGAUAUAAUCAAUAGUAUUGUAUAUACAGAAGUACUAUCAACAGAGGCUAGAACAAAGGGUUGGGUAUUAGAAGGAUUUCCUAAGAAUGACGCUUAAUUAAAGUUUUUGGAGGCAUAAAAUGUGAAUUUAUUUGUAGUUUUGAAUGAAGAUGAAGAUGUUUUAAUUAAUAAAUCAAAAUUAUUGAAAAUUGAUCCUGUUACUAAAAUAAAAUAUGAGAAAGUUCCAUUAAAUAAUAAACCAUUAUUAGAUAGAUUACAGAAUUUUUAAGUAAUUAUAUAAAUUAAUUUAGAUUAAUAAUGAAUAAUUAUUAAAAGAUAGAAUAACUAAAUAUUAGACAUUUGUAAAAUUGAUUGAAUAGAAAUUUGGUGAGAGAGUUUAAGUAUUCAAAUUAGAAAAGGAUUCAACUGAGAAUAUAAUUAGAGUAACAGAUGUAUUUUUGAAUAAUCCUAAAAUUUAUAAUUGA
Molecule: messenger RNA, 1341 nt
Organism: Paramecium primaurelia
Lineage: Eukaryota; Ciliophora; Oligohymenophorea; Peniculida; Parameciidae
Source: the annotation of a GenBank genome assembly